Acaulospora morrowiae is the source of this 1895-nucleotide messenger RNA. Lineage: Eukaryota; Fungi; Glomeromycota; Glomeromycetes; Diversisporales; Acaulosporaceae. The record is from the annotation of a GenBank genome assembly.
AUGUCGUUGGAUGAUGGUAACAGAUUUGGAGAUGAAAUUGAAUACCGUCAAGGAAAAGCUAUUCAACUAAUAAGUUAUAUCGGGAGUGAAAGUGAAGAUGGAACAGGAGAAAUCACCGUAAAUCCUUGCGCACUUGAAAUCAUCAAGAAUAUUGAAGAACCAAUUGCAGUUAUUUCAGUUGUCGGUUCCUACCGUCGAGGAAAAUCCUAUUUCGCCAAUUUAUUUCACGGUCGCCACGACGGCUUCGAACUUGGUGCAAAAACCCAAGGAUGUACUCGCGGGAUUUUCAUGUGGGACAGCCCGUUCUUACACAAUGGUAACAGAGUAUUAGUACUCGACUGCGAAGGCAUAGAUGAUCCGAACCAAGACAUCAACUGGGCAACAAAAUUAUUCAUUCUAUGUUUGGCAAUAUCGUCAACCUUUGUUUAUAAUAUUAACGGAAUUGUCGGUAGGGGUGAUGUAGGAAAGUUGUAUCUGAUGACAAAUCUUAACAAAUACAUCAAAAGAAAAGACGAAAAUUAUCAGGAGGAAGAAAAUAACGACGUAUUACCGAGACUGGUGGUCCUACUGAGAGAUUUUGGUUUGGAUGAACCGGACAGUUUUAGAGAAUAUUUUUUGGAAAAAUUGCAACAGGUCGAUAGCGAAGCUGCGGCUGGAAUCACGAACCAUUUCAAAGAUUUCGACGUCUAUGGGUUACCCCACCCAGGAUGCAAAAGAAAACAAAUUCAACACUUGGAAGAAAUUCAAACUUCUGAUCUCGAUCAGGAAUUUAUCGAAAAAACCUCUCAAUCUGUACAAGAAAUCCUUUGUAAUCUUACCGCAAAAUGUAUAUUCUCCGUUCCAUUAACCGGCACCUCCUUUUCAAAAUUUCUCACCGGCUGUAUAAAUCAUAUGAACUCCUCAAAACAUUGUGCUCAAUUUUCGAUUCCCGAUGAGUAUGAGAUCAUUGUUCAUUCCAUGUCGGCUUUGGCAUUUGACAUAGGCACCACUUACUAUAACACGAUGAUGACUGUCAGAGAAAUCGAUGAUUUUCCGGUGAGUUGGGAGAAUUUCGAGUGUUACCAUCAUGAACAUAUGUUAGAGGCAGAGACCAUAUUUCGGGAAAAGUGCGUUGGCAAUGUUGGUGACGCUGUUGAAAGGAAAUUUUAUGAAAAAAUUUCUAAGAUUGAGGAGGAAUUUCGAGAAUCGAACUCGAAACGGUUAAAAAAGUUUAAUGAGACCGUUGCGGAAAAAUUGUGGGAUGAAAUUGUUAAACCCGGCUUAACUGCCGAAAAUCUUUACGAGAAUUAUUUGUCAUUCGACAACAUCUUAGAGACCUUUAGCAUCAGGUAUCAUAAUCAAUGUAUACUCAGUUACGAGGCACACGAAAUUCUCGAAAAAUUUCGAGAAAAGAUCAUUCCCGAUUCAAUUUCACAAUUAGACGUAAUGUUUGAAUUUCGCAAUGAGACCGAGGAAAUUCAGGCCUUAGAGCGAAUCGUUGAACAGGAUAUAAAAGAAGCGCAAGAGGAAUUGGAGAAUCUGUUGAUUGGGUAUAAUGAGGAUACAAAUGAUACUAACGAAAAGAUUGACGAAUUGUUGAGAAGAAUCGAGGAGAUGAAGAGACAGAUUCAGGACAAAGAUCUCAAACGCGAUCGUUCUGCCGGAGUUGUUCCGGCCAACAAUCUAAUUGCUGCUUCUCAUUACGCAUAUUCGCAUUUUCCCAUCAUUUCCCUUAACCACUGUCAUCAUGUGAAGCUAAAACACCUGUCGAACCGCCAUCCAAAAUACUAUAAGUGUGACGCUACCCUGAGAAGCAGCUCAGUUGCCGAACCAACUCCUUAUCAUUAUCAUCAUUAUCAUUACCUACUAUUAAUAGAAGCAAUUCAAAUUCCCUCCUUUGCGAAUUUCAAUCGGAG